AUGUCAAGAUUAACAGGUCAAGAAGAAUAUGAUUACUUAUUCACAAGAAAUGAAUUCAACCUUGAAACCAAGUCGACUAUUGGUGUAGAGUUUGCUACCAGAUCUAUAGAAACCGAAGGAAAGAUUAUCAAGGCCCAAAUUUGGGAUACUGCUGGUCAAGAAAGAUAUAGAGCUAUUACAUCUGCAUAUUACCGUGGUGCUGUUGGUGCUUUGUUGGUUUAUGAUAUCGCAAAGCAAGCUACUUAUAAGAGUGUCGAAAGAUGGUUGACUGAAUUGCGUGAAAAUGCCGAUCGUAAUAUUGAAAUUAUGUUGGUUGGUAACAAGAACGAUUUGAGACACUUGCGUGAAGUUAGCACUGAUGAAGCAAAGGAUUUUGCCGAGAAACAUAAACUCUCAUUUAUUGAAACCUCUGCUUUGGACUCUAGCAAUGUAGAAAUCGCCUUCCAAACCAUUUUGACUCAAAUCUGUCACUCUAUGAACCGUCAACCAAGCAUUUCAGGUGGCCAGUCUGGUGAAGCUGCCUUAAAACAUCUUGAGCAUGCUUUAGACAUUAUCAACAAUUCAAAAUUUGAAAGUGACUCCCUCAAAAGGGCAGCAAUAUCAAGAACGAACAAUAGUGUGAUUGCAUUACAAGUCAUCUGUGCUUUCAAGAUGGAUGGUGGGAAUAAGGUAAGGCAUCAAGAAUCAAAAGAGAAAGUUUUCCAAUUUAUUAAUUAA
This is a messenger RNA of Cavenderia fasciculata, 717 nucleotides long. It is a transcript of the gene rab11A, whose product is annotated as Rab GTPase. The transcript has 6 exons. Gene Ontology annotation, biological process: exocytosis. The coding region runs from base 1 to 717 and encodes 238 amino acids. NCBI's taxonomy places the organism in Eukaryota, Evosea, Eumycetozoa, Acytosteliales, Cavenderiaceae. Gene Ontology annotation, molecular function: GTP binding; GTPase activity. Gene Ontology annotation, cellular component: recycling endosome. The record is from RefSeq and is a predicted model, not a curated record.